AUAAAAUUCAGCUUUUGUGGCGCUGUCUUAUAAAUACCAUAAUACUUGACUGUUAUCAUAUCUUUAUUAUUAAAAUGUACUUUUCCUAUAUUAUCAUUACUUCUUUCUUGUGUUCAAUUAUUCUAGCACAAGAACAUGAAAGUACUCAAAAACCUAAUAAAACUGAUUCACUCGCAAAUUUCGUUGAUGUAUUAAUUUCUUUUAUGGUUCCAUUACUUAUUUAUUUGACCAUAGAUUACGAAUAUGAUAAGAAUGAGGAGGACUUGGAUAGCAGGAUUGGAAAUUUAGUUUAUUCAUUUAUAUUUUUCGUACAAAUAGGAUUACAAGAAGAAAUAGCUUUUAUGAUCAUAUCAGUUGAAAUUCCUUUUUAUAUCAAAAUAUUACAACAUAUUAUAAGUUUUAUAACUGGAAUUGCAAUUAUUGGACAACUCAUUUAUCUAUUAAGUAAAAAAUAUAAAUUUUUUAAUGCUUCACUUAAAUCUUUUCAAAAAAUUUUCAACUUUCUCUAUUACGUGGCUAGUUUCUUAUCUAUAAUAGUACUUUGCUUAUUAACGUACAAAUUUAAGGAAAAUAUCACAACGAGCUUUAUUAUAUCAUUAAUUGUUACUAGUGCUGUUAUAUAUAUUUCGAUAAUAAUAAUUAACAAUAUUAUGUUUGAGGAUUACUAUAUGUUAAAUUUUGAAAAAAUUUUGGAGACUGCUGGUUACCUUUUGCUCGUUAGUACAUUUUAUUUAGCUUCUUUAAUUAAUUGUUUCAUUUUACAAACUUCGGCCAUUUUUAAUAAGAUUUUCUUAAAUUUAAGUGCUAUAUUAGUUACUUCUUGGAUUAUAUAUGCUUAUAAAGAAGAAAGAAGUAGGGCAGAAGAAAGAAAAAAGCCCGUGAUAUAAUCUUUUCAAUUAUAUUUUUUUUAUUAUUGGACUUUGCAUAGCAAUAUAAUAAAUAUUUUUUUUGACAAUAUAUAAAAUGAAGUAGUUGGAGUAAAAUAACCUUAUUUUUGGUGUUACCGGCGGUCACACUAUUCUUACAAGGAAGAUUGAGU
This is a messenger RNA of Rhizophagus irregularis DAOM 181602=DAOM 197198, 1039 nucleotides long. RefSeq lists its product as uncharacterized. Lineage: Eukaryota; Fungi; Glomeromycota; Glomeromycetes; Glomerales; Glomeraceae. The record is from RefSeq and is a predicted model, not a curated record.